UGCUGCAUGUGAUUGGUGCGUGACGACAACGGAAGUUAUUGUUGUUUCUCUGCCGACUGUGUUCGUGUUUUAGCUCCAUAUUCUGCAGUAUGGAGCAGAACAAUGAGGGGAGUCUGGCCCAGGUUCGCCAUGUUGUUUUGGUUCUGUCGGGAAAAGGAGGAGUUGGGAAGAGCACCAUCACCACAGAGUUAGCUUUGGCUCUGAGGCAUGCAGGCAAAAAGGUUGGGAUUCUUGACGUUGACCUUUGUGGGCCAAGUAUCCCCCGCAUGCUGAGCGUCGGCCGACCAGAGGUGCAUCAGUGCGACACCGGAUGGGUCCCAGUCUACACAGACGCUCAGAAGAGUCUGGCUCUGAUGUCCAUCGGUUUCCUGAUGGAAGACCCGGAUGAAGCUGUGGUGUGGAGAGGCCCGAAGAAAACCGCUUUGAUUGGCCAGUUUGUGUCGGAUGUAGCGUGGGGGGAGCUGGACGUGCUGCUGGUCGACACGCCGCCGGGGACGUCGGACGAGCAUCUGGCCGUGCUGGAAAACCUUAAAAAACAUAAAGUGGACGGAGCCGUUUUGGUCACCACUCCUCAGGCCGUGUCUACAGGGGAUGUGAGGAGAGAAAUCACUUUCUGUAAGAAAACCGGAGUUCGGAUCCUGGGAAUUGUAGAAAACAUGAGUGGCUUUGUUUGCCCUCACUGCUCCGAAUGCAGCAAUAUUUUCUCAAAGGGUGGCGGUGAAGAACUGGCCAAACUGACCGGAUCCGUGUUUCUAGGUUCGGUACCGUUGGAUCCGCUCCUCAGCGCCAGCAUAGAGGAAGGCAAAGACUUUGCACAGUCAUUUCCUGACAGCUCCACAUUCAGCGCCAUCAGCACAAUUUCUCAAACGUUACUCAACAGCCUCCAAACAGACUGAUUUUUUUCUGAAUUCAAAUAUUUGUAUCGUUGUACACAUUUCUCUUGUAUAUUUUAUUAUUGGUCGCAUAAUCUGGGUGUUUCUUUUCCUUUAAAUCAGUUCUGCUUCCUGUGGUUUUUGAUGUUGAAGCAGCAAAGCAUCAUAAACUGAAAAACGCAGAAACUGAAGACAUUUGUGUGUUUGGAAGUCAGUCAACAGUUGGAAUCUUUAAUUGAGAAACUGAUACAUCCAGACCUUGUACAGGAUUAUUGAUGGACAGCAAUUCUAGUUCCAGAAAAUAUGCUCCAGAUUAAAAAAAAAUAAAUUGCAUAACUUUAAAGCUAA
Molecule: messenger RNA, 1220 nt
Organism: Xiphophorus maculatus (southern platyfish)
Lineage: Eukaryota; Metazoa; Chordata; Actinopteri; Cyprinodontiformes; Poeciliidae
Gene: nubp2
Product: nucleotide binding protein 2
Exons: 7
Coding region: 90-896 (268 amino acids)
Biological process (GO): iron-sulfur cluster assembly
Cellular component (GO): cytosol
Molecular function (GO): ATP-dependent FeS chaperone activity; 4 iron, 4 sulfur cluster binding; ATP binding
Source: RefSeq, a predicted model, not a curated record